CCAACCAGCAACACUUUUGUCAAUUUCUCACACAUAAUUUGCUUUUAUUUCUUGGAAAAAUAUAUAUAUAGAAAAGAGUAUCUUUAUUUUUCUUUUUGGUGCAAUUUAGUUAUUUAUUUUAUUUAUUGAUAAACAGUUGGAACUCAAGCUCAAUUGCAAGUUCAUUUUCAACAUUGUUGCUGGAAGUGUGGGAGAAAUGGGACGUGAGGGGAAUGGUUCUUUUUAGUCUCCUAUUACAAAUUGUCCUCUAUAUCUUAGGUAGCCGGAGGAAACACAGGCUUAAACGUUUCUUCAAAACCAUUCUAUGGUUUGCCUACUUAGGUGCUGACUGGAUUGCCCUUGCUACUUUGGGCAAGCUUUCAAGUUCCCAUACUGAAACUCCCACCACCAAUGUUUUAAGAGGAUAUUGGGCUCCUUUACUCUUGCUACAUCUUGGUGGCCCUGACACCAUCACAGCUUAUGCUUUUGAAGAUAACAAGCUUUGGAUUAGGCACCUCCUCAUCCUUAUUGUCAAAGCCAUUUUUGUUGUUUAUGUCGUUUGUUUGUCGUGGACCUUUUCCUGGCUUUCAUUUUUGGGUUUCCCUCUCAUCUUAGCUGGAAUUAUUAAGUAUGUAGAAAAGAUAUUAUGUCUCAAGUUGAAUAAUUCACAGAAAACAAAAUCAGUCAUUUCUGAUAGCUUUAACCCUCGAGGUCAUCCUCAUUCCAAUUUUAAUCAAACCCUUGAUCACCUUCUAAAAGAUGACCCAACUGUGAUGCUUGGUUAUCUAUUGUUUACAAUUAUGAGACCUGAUGUCAAUGAUUACCUCUCCUUUCAUAGAGUUUCCUCUGCUCUCACAAGGUUACAAACUCGUGUCAAGAACACUACAAAUAUAGAUGACCCUCUUGUCCUCUUUGAGAAAUUUGACUAUAUUUUUGAAUUCACUCAGCCUCAGCGUUGGGACAUAUUUGUUGUUGAACUAGAAUUUAUAUUUGAUGUGGUUUACACCAAAGCUGCUUUGAUAUAUACCAAGUUAGGAUGUUUUUUGCGCCUCACCAGUUUCGUGAGCUCCUUCUCGGUUCUACUACUCUUCUUCAUCAGCAUCAUUAAUGAGCCCAAAUUUCAAUUCUCAAGAGUUGAUCUUGCCAUAACGGGCAUCUUAUUGACCGGAGCUAUUGCACUGGAACUUUAUGCAGCAUGGUUAAUGCUUUCUUCUGAUUGGGCAAUUCUUGUUGCUGCAUUUCAUCACAAUAUGUUGGUACGCAAAAUGUUUUGGGCCGCCUUAAAGGGCUUCCGUUGGUUGUUGCAUCGAAGGAAAAGGUGGUCAAAUCACUUAGGCCAAUUUGAUCUGUUGAAAUACUGUUGGCGUUACAAGAAAAAGCAGGACAUAAGGAAUUUCAUGAAACCUAUUACAUCGUUCAUAAUGAGCAAAUCCCAAUGGCCUUCAAGGGGAAAAAGAGCACUAGAAGACAACAAGGAAUAUGAUAAUCUAGUUUGGAGCAUUGAAUUGGAGUUUGAUUAUAGCAUCAUAAUAUGGCACCUUGCCACAAGUGUUUGCUACUUACAAGAGGAUCAUGAUAACGAUGAAGCCAGUGUUUGCUACUUGCAAGGGGAUCAUGAUGACGAUGAAGCCAGUGUUUGCUUCUCGGAAGAGGAUCAACAUAAAAAUAAAGCCAGGGAAACCAGUAAACUUGUAUCAGAUUACAUGAUGUAUCUGCUGGCCAUGUGUCCUGCCAUGAUAUUGCCCGACCACAGCAAGAAUUUUUGGCUUGAUGAAACUUGUGACGAACUUAAAGAACAUUUGUUUUCUGCAACUGAUGAUAUAACAAAUGCCGCUUCGACAUUACUUUCUAAUCUAGAUAAUGUUCGUGAUGAAGAGGAGCUUGAAUCUAGUCAGUUAGCAGUGGAAAACCUACAGGGAGAUGAGUUUAAACCCAGUGAGAUGACAUUUAAGCACCUACAGAAAGAUGUGUCCAACCUAGUCACAUCGCUAAAGAAAUCAGAAAACAAAUGGAUGAUGAUUAGGGAUGUCUGGACAGAAAUGCUUGUCUAUGCAGCGAUUUCAAAUAGACACAUUAGUCACGUUAGGCUACUAGGAGAAGGCAUUGAAUUCCUCUCACUUAUCUGGCUUUUUGCUAGCCUUAAUUUUAUAUUCUAUACUCUUGUAACUUUUGUUUAGCGUGACCGACAUGUAUGGGCUGGGCAAUCUUACGUUUCAUGAUGAAUUACAGCGUACAAUCUAGUCCAAGAAGUAGAAUAAUGCAAUUUAUGUUUCUUUUCUAAUAAAUUUGUAUUUUGUAU
Messenger RNA from Rubroshorea leprosula, 2278 nucleotides. NCBI's taxonomy places the organism in Eukaryota, Viridiplantae, Streptophyta, Magnoliopsida, Malvales, Dipterocarpaceae. The record is from the annotation of a GenBank genome assembly.